UGCAUGGUAAAUCCAGCGGCACUCUCCUCCUAUAUAUCCAUUGCUCAAAAGACCUUCUGACCAAAGAGGUAGUGGAGAAGACGAGCGAUCGCAAGGAUGAGGCCUUCGACGGCAGCGUCAACCGCCGGGCGAAUGCCCCAAAGGCUUGUCUUCGUUGCGUUCAUGGGGUGCCUGCUCAUGAUCAUCCCCUGCUUCUUCGUUGCAGUGUGGAAGCCAAAGUUGGACCCUCUCUCGUCUCCAAAUCUGCAGCUAUCCGUGACGACCAGCAUAAAAAUACAAGCCGUCCGAGAGAGUUCCAGCAUCUCCGAUCGGUCCGGUAGUGAAAUGGUGGUGAUGCCAAUUUCUGUCAAUGAGGAUGAAGCAGAGUUAACCAAUGAGGCUGAAUUCUCAAACUCAACCAUGGAUGAAGAGCAGAAGAAUAAUGAUAAUGGAAUUUACCCUACAACAAAUGUCAAAGAUGCAGCAAAGCCUAAACAAGAAUUUAGCUUAGCAACAGGGAAACCAAAAGCAGAAGAAGGAACACAAGAAAUUACCUCACAGACUGAGGGAGUUGCAGAGAGCAAGAUAACCUGUGAUCUAUCCGAGCGUCGAUCCGAUACUUGUGUCAUGCAUGGUGAUGUGAGAGUUCUUGGAUACUCGUCUUCGAUCAUCUUGUCCAAAGCACCACAAGCAGAUGCUCCCGGAGAAGAGAAUACUUGGAAGAUCAGACCGUAUGCUAGAAAAUGGGAGUCCCCAUUGAUGGAAAUUAUCAGAGAACUCACCCUCAAAGAAUCCACAAAGCCAGCUGAUACCCCCCGGUGCGCAGUUCAUCACACGGUCCCUGCCAUCGUCUUCUCCACCGGCGGAUUCCUUGGCAACUUCUUCCAUGACUUCACUGAUGUGCUGAUCCCCCUCUUCACGACCGCACGUCAGUACAGAGGAGAAGCCCAGUUCUUGGUGACCAACUUCAACUACGGCUGGAUCAAGAAGUAUGAGCAGAUUCUACGACGGCUUUCGCAUUACCAAAUCAUCGAUCUGGAUCGAGACGGCAGGGUGCAUUGCUUUCGACAUGUUCAUGUCGGUCUCUUGAGCCACAAGGAAUUGAGCAUGGAUCCUGCCAAGUCUCCAAAUGGCUACUCCAUGGCAGACUUCAGGGAGUUCUUGAGGUCAUGCUUCUCUCUGAAGAGGAAGUCCGUCAGCGCCGGCAACAGGAAGCCGAGACUGCUGAUGAUCAACAGAAAGGGGCCGAGGUCCUUCAGCAACAGAAGGGAAGUGGCGUCGCUGGCACGAAGCUUGGGCUACAAAGUGGUGGUCGCCGGCCCUGAGGAGACGAAGAACCUGUCGAGGUUUGCACGCGUGGUCAACUCCUGCGACGUGAUGAUGGGCGUGCACGGCGCAGGGCUGACCAACAUGCUCUUCCUGCCCACCGACGCAGCGCUGGUGCAGGUAAUCCCAUGGGGCGGGUUGAAGUACGCCUGCGGCCAUGACUUCGGAGAGCCUGCACCGGACAUGGGAAUCAGGUACUUGGAGUAUGAGAUCAAAGAAGGGGAGAGUUCACUGAUGCGGCAGUACCCGAGAAGCCAUCCAGUGUUCACAGAUCCUCUUUCGAUUCACAAACAAGGUUGGAAUGUCCUCUGGUCCGUCUUCCUCAACAAACAGAGUGUGAGGCUCGAUGUCAGAAGGUUCAAAGGCGUCCUGCAAGAAGCCAUGAACGCACUGCCUCAUUAGGAGGAAGUCGGUGUUCCACUCAGGUUGGUUUGAUUCUAUUCUUCAUCGAUGUAUAUAGAACGUUGUUUAUCGAAUACAUUGAAUUGAAGAGCAGCAACGAGUUGCGAGGGCACACCUUAUUGGUUCCCAGCCAUGGUUGCCACAACACAGGGUGUCCAUGUUGUACUCGGUUGCCGAUGCUUGAGUUCGUUAGCUCUUGUGGGACCCAGAUACGAGAGCCAACGAGAGAAUGCCCUGUCUUGUUUGGUCGCUCGGCUAAGACAUCGGAGCCGCACCUCCACGGUUUUGCGUGAUCAUUUAUUUAAGGCGAAACCCAACCGCCAUUGGACCAUUUGCAUAUCUCUGUUUGGAACAGUUGAGAGAGAGAGAGAGAGAGAGAGAGAGACGAUCGCAACGAGAUCAACGAAGAGGCUACGGCCGAGCAGAUUGCCGUAGAGGCAUCCACCCAAUAUUACAGGUCACUCGAUUCCUGCCCCUCCUUCCUCUCUUUCUCCUCUCCUUUUGUCGUCGGGGUCUCAUUUUAGGGUUUCGAAUAAUUCUUUUUCUUGUAAUUUCUUGAUUUCUUCUUGGAGGAUCUUCAAAAUAUGCUGCUGGUAUCACGUUUCUUGAAUCUAUUGCGUUCUGUUUUCUUGCGUCCCGCAAUUCGAUGUUCUUUUGGGGUCAAAGAAUCGAUACUUGUGCUUUUCUGAAGUUGUUUUUGUUACGAGGUUAAUUUGACCUGAAAUUUAUGCUUCUUUUUUUCAUAUAUAUAUAUAUAUAUAUAUUCUUGAAAUCGAUAAUGGUUGUCGUCUCACUCAGAAUGUUAGAUAAGAGAAUUAGGAGUUUGGCUGAAUCAAACUGUAGGAAUUUUCUUAGCCUCACUCUGUUAUGUUGAUACUUACUGCUUUGGUUUUCUUCAUGAGAGAGUAAAAAGAAGACCUCAUUUAUGAUUUGCAUUCUAGUUAAAGGUACAUGUGCCCAGUUGAUGAGAGUAAUGUCAAUGUCAGUUAAAAGGAAGAGAGCAUAUCUUUUAUCCAAAGCAAAAGCCAUAGGACAUAUAGAAUCGAAGCAAGGCAUUGUAAAUUAUGUUUGCAGUUGAUUGGUGUUGAUAAGAAGGCGCCUACUACCUUAUAUCGGGAGUUAAACGUGGCAUAGAUGACGAAGAGAUGAAUGUGCUCCUUAACGAUGAUGACUCAAUAGUCUUAAAUUGGAAGAACCUGAUGGAUGGGGGAUAUGUAUCCGUAUGAAGAAAGUGUGACUCAUCUGGUUUCUAGGGACAAAGUGGGAUGUUACUAAUGGAUAAAUGCUUAAGGAAGUAAAUUUCAGGUGAUGUUUGGGUGAAAACUGAUCCGGAGUUUGAGGAAUAAGGUUUAGGUUGCAACUAUCCUAGAUUUGAUUAUAUAUUUUGAUGUUAAACUUAUUAGAUAAGUUAACAUCUUUUAAAUUUCUGUACAAGUAUGAGCAUUCAUUUAUCAUUGUGGGGGGUUGUUGUUGCUGCCGAACGGUCCUACAUUGUGCAAUUGUACAAAAAAUAAGUUCAUAUGAAAAUAGCUGCUGAUGAUAAACAAAUUUUACCUUUUGAUUGUUAUAUGCCAGCUUCGUAGGCACAAUCUUUUCAACUUUCUGUAUCCUUAGGCUCUAUGAUGAUUGUAGCUAUCAUGUUACAUUUUGCAAUGUACUAAUGAUUCCUACUCUAUCAAUCCUAGACACAAGUGCAACAUUUUUAGCAUUGUUAAAGUCAUUCAAGUAAUGACUUAUAACCAUAAUAUGCUUACAUUCAUAUUAGAAGAUCAUGCUCAUUUCAUUAUUCUUUUUCAUGUUUCAUUACUUCUGACAUCUAGUAGAUCUCACUCACUAAUAUGAACCUUAAAUUAUGAUUAGUUCACUGUGAUAAUUUAUAUUCCAUGUUUAAGCAUGGUAUCACAACCCAAGGUUGCUUGACCAUCUAGUGAUGCCCCAAAUUGUAGUUAGCAAUCAUAUGUUGCUUCUCCACCUAGCAAAAUUGCUGUGGGUGGAAAGGCUCCACUCUUGCGAAAGCGCACACCUGUCUCGGAUGAGAACGAGGUUAGUUUGCUAUGUGGAAAUUUCUGUACAUGUCUUUUUUACUUCAAAAAAUUUAACUAUCAUUCUAUAAACUAGAUUAAUAAAGGUAACAUCAACAUUCUUUUUUCUAUGGUUGUGUGCGGCUUUGUAAGAAGUAACUUUACUCUCAUAACUUUGUCUGCGUGCAAUAAGAUUAAUCAUGUUACUGAUAUGUAGUGGGUGGAGGCUCAGAAAGAGUAAUCACAUGGUGAACUCUUUAUUCCUAAUCUAUUCCAGCCUAUGAUUCUAUUUAAGGUGUACCAUUUGCAUUUCACAGCAGAAUUAACCAGUCCAUGUACCAUUAGUUCAGAGUUCACUCCUGCUGUCUUAGAUUAGACUUUCCUUCCCUACCAUUAAUUCAGUCAUUAAAGAAGUGUUUCUUGGUUAGUUCCACUUGUAUUAAUCAUCUUGAUCUCCUGUGUUCUAUAUAUGGUAGGCAUAUCUUUUUUCUUCUGGUUGAUUAGGAGUCUUUCAAAUCUUUCAAUAUGUGCAUUACGUGGGGAUAGGAGCACGUAAGAAACACUAAUAUCGAUCAUUAUUUUUUUUUUCUUUUUGUUAAGGGUAAGUGGUGAAGAUAGGAUUUGAACUAAUGAGUCAAUUCAUCAGUCUUUGUUGCUCUACGAAAGAAACCUGCCUUAUGUUGGCCAUUUUGAACUGCACAUCAUUGCUUUACAAUUAAUCAGUAAGGAUUGAUCGGAUUAACUGGGCAAACCUUGAGGGAGAACACAAGAGACAUGCGGUGUCUUUGGGCAUAUUUCAUAAUGGUAGAAAUUGUGUACAUUGGUUGUGUUGCCUCUGGACAUAUUUCAAAUGCAUGAUCGGAUGCAAUAAAAUCUCUUAUUUGCCGUAA
Musa acuminata AAA Group (dessert banana) is the source of this 4618-nucleotide messenger RNA. Its product is annotated as beta-1,2-xylosyltransferase XYXT1-like. The transcript has 6 exons. The record is from RefSeq and is a predicted model, not a curated record. Gene Ontology annotation, molecular function: glycosyltransferase activity. Lineage: Eukaryota; Viridiplantae; Streptophyta; Magnoliopsida; Zingiberales; Musaceae. The coding region runs from base 97 to 1707 and encodes 536 amino acids.